Messenger RNA from Saprolegnia parasitica CBS 223.65, 1651 nucleotides. RefSeq lists its product as hypothetical. Gene Ontology annotation, cellular component: nucleus. The coding region runs from base 19 to 1614 and encodes 531 amino acids. Gene Ontology annotation, molecular function: protein binding. Gene Ontology annotation, biological process: rRNA processing. NCBI's taxonomy places the organism in Eukaryota, Oomycota, Saprolegniomycetes, Saprolegniales, Saprolegniaceae. The record is from RefSeq and is a predicted model, not a curated record. The transcript has a single exon.
GUUGGGUCAUUUCACAAGAUGAUCUCGGCGCUUGGAUGGAUCCCGCGUGGCGCGGCGAAGCGCACGCCGGACAAGUUCGUGCUCUCGAAGGAAGAGAUCAACAUGAUGACGCAGCUGGCGGCCGAGCAGGACGAAGAGGACGCGGCUGAGCUCGAGGGCGACGAUGACGAGGACGACGAGGACAUGGAGGGCGGCGACGCCGACAUGGGCGCCGAUGACGACGACGACACGGAGCUGCCGGAAGGCUUCAAGAUGGACGAGUACGACGAAGAAGACAACGAAGUGGCUGUCAAGGAAUACCUUGGCGGCGAAGGCGCGGGCGGCGCCGGCGACGACGACGAGAUUGAAGACGAACUUGAAGACGAAGAAGAUGCGUUCGACGACGACGACGAAGACAAGGAAGACAUGGAGAUCCGGUCGACGGACGCAGUGCUCAUGGUUGCGACGACCGAAGAGGACUUUAGCAACCUCGAAGUGCAGGUCUACGAAGAAGAGACGGGCAACUUGUACGUGCACCACGAAAUCAACCUGCCUGCGUUCCCGCUCUCGCUCGCGUGGAUGGACAUGGCGCCGAUGCUUCCGGAGAACGGCGCGCCCGUCAACGGCAGCUUUGUCGCCGUCGGUACGUUCAAGCCCGGUAUCGAGAUCUGGAACUUGGACGUGCUCGAUGUGCUGGAGCCGACCGCGACGCUCGGUGGCGAAGAGAACGCGUCGCUUCGCGAUGUGGCCGUGCCCAAGGCCAUGCGCAAGAAGCACAAGAAGGCGCAGCUCAAGCCUGGCAGCCACGAAGACGCAGUCCUCGGCCUCGACUGGAACGCAAGCCACCGCAACAUGCUUGCGAGUGCUUCCGCCGACGCGACGGUCAAGAUCUGGGACAUUACGACGCAGCAGUGCAUGCACACCAUGUCGCACCACACGGACAAGGUGCAGUCGGUGCGCUGGAACCCGGUCGAGGCGACCGUGCUCGCCUCCGCGUCGUUUGAUCGGUCGCUUGUCGUCCUCGACGGUCGCAACCCGGGCGCGUACUCCAAGUUUGCGCUCUCGGCCGACGUCGAGUCGCUGCAGUGGCACCCGCACACGCCGUCGGUUCUUGUCGCGUCGUCCGAAGACGGCUUUGUCGUCGCGUACGAUGUGCGCAUGAACAACGGGUCGCCGCUCUUCCGCUUCCAAGCGCACCAGGCCGCGGUCUCGGCCAUCUCGUUCUCGCCGCUCAUGCCGGGUCUCUUUGCGACCGCGUCGGUCGACAAGCACGUCAAGAUCUGGGAUCUCGCGGGCAACAGCCCGGUCUGUGUCGCGUCCAAGGACAUGAACAUUGGCGAGCUCAUGACGCUCUCCUUUUACAAGGACUCGCCGUUCUUGCUCGCGACCGGCGGCUCGAACGGCAUGGUCGCGCUCUGGGACACGACCGAGAACGACGCGGUCGAGCGCAAGUUCACGUCGCGCAUGGCCGGCCACCAGCAAGGCGUCGCGCCGGCCGUCGAGUCGAACCUGAACCUCGGCGCGUCCUUCAAGACCGCGUACGACCUCGGCGAGGAGCUCAUCCGCGAGGAGGAAGCGGCCAAGGCCAGCGCGGCGCCCAAGUCCAAGAAGGGCAAGAAGGCAGGGAAGAAGUAAUUUUAAAGAGCUAAUAGAACAAGACAUUUAUAGUACU